CUUUCCAACAGGUGCUCCUUGUUCUCCCUCCGAGUCGCUGCAACCCGGUGCACUGGCGAGGCCCCUCCUGCGCGUGCGUGACUGAGGCCCGGCUUUCCAGAGAUCGCCCACCUCUUCCCUCUCAGCCCUGCGCAGCCUCCUUCCGUCUGUAAGUCACCUAAAGACCCAAGACCCGCGAUAUCCGUAGACCGCGCCCGCUAUGCACAGCUAAAGAGCACUUACCCCUCGCGCAGCAGUCCCGGCCCGGCAGCCGCUGCCCCGGGCUCGACUGGGCGCUGCUACCGCCAUCAGCAAGAGCAGGAGCAGCCGGGUCGCCCCAGCGCUCGUUGCCGCCAUCUCGGCUCCUUCCCACCAGCGAAGGGUCGGCUGAGAGGCAGGAGCCGCGCAGCACGCCGGGAGAAACAGGCCGCAUCGUGACGCGCGUGCGCCUGCGCUGGGUCCCAGCGCCUGCGCACUGGCGCCCGUCCGCUCCUGGGGCCUGACAUCAGCAGGAUGGAGCCGCCCCCUCCAGGGACGUCAUCACAAACUGGGAGCCCGCUUCUGUGUGACGUCAUAAAACCCUAUCCGCAUCAUGAUGUCACAAUGCCCGUAGCCCAGCCCCUCAUUUUCUCCCUCGGCUCCUUCCUCCGCUCUCGUCGGGCGGGGACAUCGCGAUGAGGCGGGAUCGCGGCGCUAAGCCGGCCGUGGGUGGAGCUGGCGAGGUGGAACCAGGUGGGAUGGCAGCCUCUUCCACGGGCCGUCCCAGACGGCUCCAACGCUACCUCCAGAGCGGCGAAUUCGACCAGUUGCGGGACUUCCCCAUCUUUGAGAGCAACUUUGUGCAGGUGACUCGGUUGGGAGAAGUUGCCAACGAGGUCACCAUGGGGGUGGCAGCCUCCAGUCCAGCCCUGGAGCUCCCGGAUCUAUUGCUUCUGGCUGGUCCUGACAAGGAGAAUGGACGCCUGCAACUCUUCGGGCUGUUCCCCUUGAAGUUCGUCCAGCUCUUUGUCCACGAUGAAAGCCGGUGUCAGCUCGAGGUCAAGUUGAACACCAGCCGAACCUUCUACUUGCAACUGCGUGCCCCACUCGAGACCCGACACCGGGAGUUCGGCCAGUGGGUGCGGCUGCUGUACCGCCUGCGCUUCCUCUCCGCCUCCUCCGUGCCCUUCACGCAGGAGCACCAAGUGCUGGAGGAUGAAGAUGAGGAGGGCGAUGACAAUGAGGUCGAGGCCCAGAGGGAGUGGGAGGAGGUGAGGAGAGGGGGGAAGCACGGUGGGGCAGCAGAGGGCAGAGGGGAG
This is a messenger RNA of Piliocolobus tephrosceles (Ugandan red Colobus), 1277 nucleotides long. It is a transcript of the gene GARIN5A, whose product is annotated as golgi associated RAB2 interactor 5A. The annotation marks the transcript as partial. The record is from RefSeq and is a predicted model, not a curated record. NCBI's taxonomy places the organism in Eukaryota, Metazoa, Chordata, Mammalia, Primates, Cercopithecidae. Gene Ontology annotation, cellular component: nucleus. The transcript is spliced from 4 exons.